Alternaria alternata is the source of this 2850-nucleotide messenger RNA. RefSeq lists its product as hypothetical. The record is from RefSeq and is a predicted model, not a curated record. Bases 1 to 2682 code for a protein of 893 amino acids. The transcript is spliced from 3 exons. NCBI's taxonomy places the organism in Eukaryota, Fungi, Ascomycota, Dothideomycetes, Pleosporales, Pleosporaceae. Gene Ontology annotation, molecular function: protein binding.
AUGGCAAAAUCCCAGCGCUUACCGUUUGAACAGAGCUUGUUUGUUACAACACCGAACAAGAUUCAUUUGAGGACACAGCUUGCUCGCGAGACGCUGUUCGAGUGCAAGACCGCUAACGGCAUAGUCAACGCUCGUGCCUCGAAAGAUAACAGCAGCCUGUUCGCUAUAGCAGAUGUUCAAGCAUACUCCAUACCAGAUGACAAGCUUCUGCCUUCCUUACCAUCGCAUCCAUCUCCACCGAAUGUGAUCGCGAUAUCCAGUAACGGUACCGUACUUCUUUCAGCAUCACCAAACCCGAUGACUAUAUACCUUCAAGACCAAAGACGGGGACACAGCGCGCCUGUGGACUUUCGUCCAACAGAUGCCCGCUACUCUGCGACCUGUGCUGCGUUCCAACAAUUGGAUAGUCCCGCGCAGCCAUCAUAUACGAACUUUGUGAUCGGAUUCCAGGACGGAUUACUAGCGAUGUAUCGUCUUUUCCUGCCUUCACUCCGAAAGCGGCCCGAAGAUUCGCACAUAAAUCAAUUCCAGUUCUACCAGUUACAGCCUGUCCGAGUAGGUGUCAUCAAGAAGCUCCAUAAGCCGGCCAUGGGUGGUGUACUCGCAGCGGAGUUCAUACCGGGCUACAAAUCGCGUGUUGUUAGCAUUAGGUAUGAUGGGAAAUGUCGACUUCAUGUCUCUUAUCCCGCUACUUGCUUGUCGGUAUCCACGAAAGGCUCUGUACACUCAAAGGGAAGAGUAGACGGGAUGGUGCUACUAGGAGGCGACGCGGCAGAAGAUGCCGGAGAUGUCUACGAGGGCUUUGAGACAUUGAUUGCUAUUGGUACACAGGCUGGAAAAGUUCUUGUUUUCAACGCCCUGGGCCUACUUAUACAUGAGAUCACUGUGGGAGUGUCUAUCACAGCUGUUGAGUGGGUCGGCAACAUGACCGCGCCUUCGAUUCUUCCGACUCGCGGAUUAUCGCCGUCCCCCAAGCCUCGUUCCGUCGUCGAUAUUGUGGAUGCGGAGGGAUCGACUCCUUCUGACGAGGAGACCGGUACUGUCAAGAAGACUAGAUCACCCUGCAAGUCAGCUUUAACAAGAAAACCGGUACCUGUUGGGCCACCGCCGGAUCUGCUUUCCGAUGAGCCUAGGAAGUUCAAGUCGAGAGUUCCUAGUCGCAGAGCCUCGGAUGUGUUGAGAGGCUCGCCUCUCCGCGUUGAGAGAGUGCGCAACAAACACGUGAAAAUGUCAUCUGUACGACCGCGCAUCUCUACAGAGACAUUUCAGUCGCCUCCGGAACCUUCGCCGCACAAUCCCUUUCAUGUCGGCGCCGCAAAGUCUCUACCCAAACCUGAUCCUCCAACACAAGAAAGUCGGAGAUGGCCCGAAGUACAUCAGAUGCCAAGUGUACCAGCCCCGUCACGGGCACAGCUCUUUUCCGCUCCUCAUAGGUCGCUCAGCUCGUCUGAUCAUUCGCACUUUUCGGAUCAAGAAUGGUUUACACCUCCUUCCACGCGAAGACGCAAGCCAAAGGCGUCACAGCGUCAUAUGAGUUCAGAAUCACCACUGAUUACCUCAACCUCAACGACGAUCUGUCCAGUGCCCUUCCCACAGUCCUCUCCCACUGCGUUCAACACACCCAACAGUCUGUACUCUCGUCCAACAUCCGGCAUGAUGAAGGAGGAGUCUGUUGAGCAUCAAGAGACUGUGGCGGAAGCACCGAGCGGGUUACGGGUCAUGCCAAAAGCUCAGCGACACGUAACUAUAGCCGACCCAGGAUCGUCGUCUCCUUUGGGUAGCUCGAGCAGUCUGUACUCCCGUCCCACCGCCCAGAUGUUUGAGAGGCGUUCAUUGAGCAAAGCACGAGAGCUUGAAUUGGAUCUGAGUUCUACCCUCCCAGAUAGACCUAAUCUUCCAAUAUUGAAGCCUGCUCUCAGAAGAAUCGACUCAGAGACAGAAUGGCCCAGCAAUGCAUGUUCAUGCUCAACGCCAAGCACGAGAAGAGAAUCGGUUGCCGAUGAGAGCGUAAACGACAUGGCAGGCCCGAGCAAUAUAGUUGCUGGAUCAAAAGCUCCUCGAAACCACGCAUUCGCCGCCGCCACCACCACAGCAGCAGACUCGUCAUCUUCGCUCGAAAGCCUCUACUACCCCGUACCCGGCCUCCUAGCUAAAAGUAGUCUUUUCCAAAACUACAACCAUCGCAACCUAACACCAGUUCUACCACGGCAGCCCAUGACGAACUCGCUUGACACGCGAGCAAAUUCACCUAGCAGCGUAUACUCCCGCUCCAUCUCAGGCGCGGUCAAAGACACGAAUCUUGUCGAUGCUGGCCUUGCCGAAAAUACCGAUCAAUCGGUAACUUCUUCCAACGCACCCACUCCAUCACUGCCACAACAUCAUCAACUCAGUAUCCAUGCCUUGGAUACCCCACUAUCCAACACCUCGCCAAGUACUUUGUAUUCACCCGCUCCACCGGGUAUAUUUCAUGAUCGUUCGCAUGCUGUUAAUAGACCGUCUGUGAAGAAGUCGGAUGGAACAGGUUUAGCCAGUGUGAGCAAGGAGGCGAAGUCCGUAGCAGAGGAGAUGAAAUGCUUGUCUGAGGACCAAAGAGCGUUGAGACAGGAGGUCGCGGCUUUGAGGGAAGAAUAUCGGGUUUUGGAGGAUAUGUUGUUGAAGCCAAAGGCGGAACUGGUGGUGUGAGGUAAAAGGCGGGCGUGUCGUUGCGUAGCAUUUUUCGGCCCCUGUUGUCUAUCCUUGAUUUUCGUCCUCUUGUAACGUACCAAAUCAAAGUUGUCGUCCCUACGACCUUCCCAAAUCCCUCCUAGUUUAAAGUGCACAACUCAUCCACCUCAAACCCACCCUCCGACU